This is a messenger RNA of Durusdinium trenchii, 477 nucleotides long. The record is from the annotation of a GenBank genome assembly. Lineage: Eukaryota; Dinophyceae; Suessiales; Symbiodiniaceae.
AUGGCGGCCCUGGCCACACUGUUUUGUGGCUGCCGCUUGCCAGAUGAUUGCCGAACUGCUCAGAAGUCAAAACCAGACAGGAUCUCACCAGCAACGUCUGCUCAGUGCAGAACAAAGUCGCUUGGCUCGAGCAGAUCCUCUCAGUGUACACCUCGUUGCACAUCGAAGGCACAUCAUUGCCAGGAGGAUGAGGCGCAGCAUCUUCAGCAGAGACAUGUGAAUGUCAGCGACAUCAACCAAGAAGUGUGGAGAAUCGUGAAGAACUUCAAAGGUGGGAAGCCUGUUGUGACUCAAAUCAGCGAUGCAGAGUACGAAGUGAAUGGCCGACGAAUCAGGCUACUUGCCCCUGCAAACUCUCGCAUGCUAGUGAAAGAGGACUGCGGAAUUGAGAGCCAGGUGUCUUUUGAAACAUACCUGGCGCAGGUGGGAAUCAAGUAUGAAGUGCUUGUAAACCAAGACAUCUCAAUUUGCCUUUAA